AUGGCUUCGAGCGACUCUCCUGUUCCUCUCCCUGCUCCUUCUUCAACAUCAUCUAGGGUUAGCUCAGGAAUCGUUGGAAAAGCAGUUAAUGCGCUUCUGAAAUGGAAUGAAUCAAAGAAGAAAAAGCUGGAGAAAGCCCAGUUGUUAGAGCAAGAUGACUUCCUCUAUCUCAUUCUAACCCUCAAGAAGAUCCUUGCAAAUGGUCGAACAGACCCUUACAAGAUCCCUCUAUCACACCCUCUCCACUCCCCAGAAGAGGAACUCUAUCUCAUCAUCGACGAUCGCUCCAAAAAUCGUCUCACCUCUGAAGCCACCAAAAAGAAAAUCCAGAUAAAGAAUUCAACCUGUGAAUCCCAGAUCCACUGGCAUGGUAUUCGUUAUGAUUGCGAUGACUUACUGAAAUGA
Messenger RNA from Macadamia integrifolia, 405 nucleotides. RefSeq lists its product as uncharacterized. The record is from RefSeq and is a predicted model, not a curated record. Bases 1 to 405 code for a protein of 134 amino acids. Lineage: Eukaryota; Viridiplantae; Streptophyta; Magnoliopsida; Proteales; Proteaceae. The transcript is spliced from 2 exons.